Molecule: messenger RNA, 2286 nt
Organism: Sphenostylis stenocarpa
Lineage: Eukaryota; Viridiplantae; Streptophyta; Magnoliopsida; Fabales; Fabaceae
Source: the annotation of a GenBank genome assembly
AUGGGUUCCCUUUUCUCCUUCACUGUGUUCUUCUUCUUGGCGGUGCAAUGUUGCUGGUGUCUAACGUCACCCAAGAAGACGUACAUAGUUCACAUGAAACACCACAACAAGCCUUCAAUUUACCCAACGCACAGGGACUGGUACACUGCAAAUCUUCAAUCUUUAACCGCGGAUUCCGAUCCGUUGCUUUACUCAUACAAUGAUGCCUACAACGGCUUUGCGGCGUCGCUCGACGAGGAACAGGCGCAGGAGCUUCUCAGAUCCGAGGAUGUUCUCGGAGUCUACGAGGAGACGGUGUACCAACUGCACACCACGCGCACGCCGCAGUUUUUAGGGCUCGAGAGGGAGACAGGGCUGUGGGAGGGUCACACCGCGCAGGACCUCAACCAAGCUUCCUACGACGUUAUCGUGGGAGUGCUCGACACCGGAGUGUGGCCUGAGUCUCCCAGUUUCGCCGACACCGGGAUGCCAGAGAUUCCUGCGCGGUGGCGCGGCCAGUGCGAGACCGGCCCCGAUUUCUCGCCGAGCCUCUGCAACAAGAAACUCAUCGGCGCGAGAAGCUUCUCGCGAGGUUUUCACAUGGCCUCGGGGAAUGGGGCCAGGGAGAAGGAGCCGGCGUCACCGCGCGAUAGGGACGGGCACGGGACCCACACGGCGAGCACCGCGGCGGGGUCGCACGUGGCGAACGCGAGCCUCCUAGGGUACGCGAGCGGGACCGCGCGUGGGAUGGCGCCCACCGCACGUGUGGCGGUUUACAAAGUCUGCUGGACCGACGGUUGCUUCGCGUCCGACAUUCUCGCCGGGAUGGACCGCGCGAUCCAGGACGGCGUCGACGUGCUCUCGCUCUCCCUCGGCGGCGGCUCCGCGCCGUACUUCCGCGACACAAUAGCAGUAGGCGCGUUCGCUGCCGUUGCAAGGGGGAUCUUAGUGUCCUGCUCCGCCGGGAACAGCGGACCCGAGAAGGCCUCGCUUGCGAACGUGGCACCCUGGAUAAUGACCGUUGGUGCUGGCACCUUGGACCGUGAUUUCCCGGCCUUCGCCGUGCUUGGUAAUAGGAAAAAAUUCUCCGGGGUUUCGCUUUACAGCGGAACCGGAAUGGGGACCGAACCGGUCGGGUUGGUUUAUAACAAAGGGUUGAACCAGUCCGGGAGCAUCUGCAUGCCCGGUUCCCUCGACCCGGGUUUGGUUCGUGGGAAGGUGGUGGUUUGCGAUAGAGGGAUUAACGCGCGGGUGGAGAAAGGUAAGGUGGUGCGUGACGCAGGUGGGGUGGGGAUGAUUCUGGCGAACACAGAAGCGAGUGGGGAGGAGUUGGUAGCGGACAGUCACCUGCUACCGGCUGUGGCGGUUGGGAGGAUCGUGGGGGAUCAGAUCAGGAAAUACGCUUCCUCGGAUCCUAAUCCAACGGCUGUUCUAAGUUUCCGUGGAACGGUUUUGAACGUUAGACCUUCACCAGUAGUGGCAGCGUUUAGUUCCAGAGGGCCCAAUAUGGUGACGAGACAGAUUCUGAAACCGGAUGUUAUUGGGCCUGGAGUUAACAUCUUAGCCGGGUGGUCCGAAGCUAUUGGGCCCUCUGGGUUGGCGGAUGACACGCGAAAGACACAGUUCAACAUUAUGUCAGGUACGUCGAUGUCGUGUCCACACAUAAGUGGUUUGGCUGCGUUGUUGAAAGCGGCGCAUCCAGAAUGGAGUCCCAGUGCGAUCAAAUCUGCACUAAUGACCACCGCGUAUGUCCAUGACAACACCAAGUCCCCACUUCGCGACGCCGCAGGGGGUGCGUUUUCCACGCCGUGGGCUCACGGCGCUGGCCACGUGAACCCACACCGGGCCCUUUCUCCUGGGCUUGUCUACGAUGCGUCGACCCGGGACUACAUUAAAUUCCUCUGCUCCUUGGACUACACCCCCGACCAUAUUCAACUCAUAGUCAAACGCCACGGUGUUAACUGCACCACCAAAUUCUCUGACCCUGGUCAAUUGAACUACCCCUCCUUCUCCAUCCUCUUCGGAGGCAAGAAGGUGGUGAGGUACACUCGCACCUUGACUAACGUGGGCGAGGCUGGCUCUGUUUACAAUGUGACAGUGGACGCGCCGUCCACGGUGGGGGUGACGGUGAGGCCCACCAGGCUUGUGUUUGGGAAAGUGGGGGAAAGGCAAAGGUACACGGUGACCUUUGUGUCGAAGAAGCCUGCCGGUGGUGAUUCCGGUAGGUAUGCGUUCGGAAGCAUUAUGUGGAGCAACGCCCAACAUCAAGUGAGAAGCCCAGUUGCUUUUUCUUGGACUCUGUUGUGA